Amaranthus tricolor (Joseph's coat) is the source of this 564-nucleotide messenger RNA. RefSeq lists its product as uncharacterized. The record is from RefSeq and is a predicted model, not a curated record. NCBI's taxonomy places the organism in Eukaryota, Viridiplantae, Streptophyta, Magnoliopsida, Caryophyllales, Amaranthaceae. Bases 1 to 564 code for a protein of 187 amino acids. The transcript has a single exon.
AUGUCUGCUACUCCAAAUCUUUCUAGUAAUAAAACCCUUGAUCCUAUUCAAGAUCCAGUUUCACCGUAUUAUCUUCAUCCGAGUGAUUCUCAGCUUUUAUUGGUUCUGAUUCCCUUUAAUGGUACUGGAUUCAACGAUUGGAAACGAUCUGUUACAAUUACUCUUUCUUCCAAGAAUAAACUCGUGUUCGUUAAUGGUCAGAUCCCAAAACCCAAUUCUACUGACCCUAAUUUCAAAUCCUGGGAAAGAAUCAAUAGUACAAUAAUUUCUUGGUUUAUGAAAGUUCUAGAUCCUCAUAUUGCUAGAAGCGUUUUGUCUUUUCCAACUGCACAAGCUAUUUGGCAGAAUCUUGAAGAACGAUUUGGAAUAACUUCUGGAACACAAAUCUACUCUCUCACUCAACAACUUUUUGCUAUUGACCAAGGUUCCGAUUGUCUCUCUACCUACUUCACCAAGAUUAAGAUGUUAUGGGAUGAAUUUGAUGCUUCACAUCCUCUACCUACCUGUUCUUGUACCAAUUGUACUUGUGGAAUCAACAGCAAACUCAUACAAAUGCGAGAAUAA